Coprinopsis cinerea okayama7#130 is the source of this 5622-nucleotide messenger RNA. RefSeq lists its product as hypothetical. Gene Ontology annotation, molecular function: zinc ion binding; RNA polymerase II general transcription initiation factor binding; RNA polymerase II general transcription initiation factor activity. Lineage: Eukaryota; Fungi; Basidiomycota; Agaricomycetes; Agaricales; Psathyrellaceae. Gene Ontology annotation, biological process: transcription by RNA polymerase II; RNA polymerase II preinitiation complex assembly. The record is from RefSeq and is a predicted model, not a curated record. The transcript is spliced from 6 exons. Gene Ontology annotation, cellular component: transcription factor TFIID complex. Bases 1 to 5622 code for a protein of 1873 amino acids.
AUGGUUAGCUCGUUCUACGACUCGGAUGACGAGCAGCCACAUCACCACUCAGGUGACCAGACCCCCAGGCCACCUGGACACUACGGCACGACGCGUAACCCUCAGAACGAAGGGAGGCGAAGCGCAGCACGGAACCACGGAAGUUCCGGUGUCUACAGGCAUCACGAGCCUUACGACUUCAUGACCCAUAACCCAUGGGAGGUAACCGACUGGGCAACACGAAGCACGACGUCCAGUCGUAUCUCGAGGACCAAGGAAUACCUCGAGAUGGCCAUGGACCAGGGCCUAUCACAAGAAGAGGUCAUGGCAAUGAUACUUAAGAAUUACAACUUGCCACCGGGAGCAUUCCCAUCUCGCAGCGAGGCGAGUAACUCCCAAUCGAGUCGAGCGUACUCGAAUACUCACCAAGUUAAACAAGAACCGGACAGCCCUGGGCACUUAGGAACCCCAGGAAACGGUGUGGCAGACCCUAGCGCCAUCAUCGUACCACCUGUAGGUGGUCCCCCAGAUCCGAACCUGACCAGUGCUGAACAGAGUCUGUUCAGGGCACAGCAGCCUAACGAAGACGACGAGAGCUAUCGUCGUCGAGUUAGCGCUAUUCGUCGACUGCGGUCACCACCGGACACCAAGUCGAACGAAGAAACCGUCACCACGACGGCCUCAACUGCCAAAGAUAAGGGCAAGAGACGCGACGAUGGUGGGUAUAACCCAGCGGUUAUCUCACCCCGGAUGGUCGCUGGACCGUCGAAUUACGGGUUUGGACAGUACGACCCGAACUACCGACCACCACCGCUCAUUCCCCCUUCAGGAUACCGCUUGCCCGACGUACACAUGGGAUUCGGAAUGUCGCCCGUCAUCGAGGACGACUCCGACUUCCCGUUGCUGUCAACCCCGCCUCGUGAGCGGGUGCGAGAGGAAGACGAAAUCCUCCAGCGCUUCCGAGAGGAUGAGAUUAGACAUGGCGAAAUACCUACGGUAGCCGAUCGCAAUGUACGUUGGCGUGUAGACGAGAAUGGGAAUAAAGUUGCCUACUACGAUGACCCAGCUGUCCGAGCACCACCCUCAGGAAACGAUCCAAGGGUGAAUAAGUCCACCAAGCCACAUCUCCAAGGGAAAGACCACCCUCGUAACCGACACCCUCAGAACCAGGGCGACGAAAUGAGGGGGAGGGUGCCUAACCAGCCAGUGAACUCACAGGCACCCGCACCGCAGACUAAUGUCGGAGGUAUGAGCAAUACUGCUGCCCAGUACCACCGAGAGCAUGAGCAACAGCACGUAGCUCCCAGUCUUACUCCUCCAGGAGGUCCCGUAGCCGAGAUACUACGUCAGAACAAAGGCCACAACCCGAUCCCCGAUGGAGCGAGACCCCAGCACUCCAGGAUCCCGCUAGAAGAGUUUGAGGAAGUCGACGACCCAGUCGAUUCCGAAUGGCUGGCCGCAGCUAAAGAGAAGUACCGGGCAUUGAUUCAUGACGUCCUUAGUGAUGAAAUGAAUAUCCCUGAGGUGAUGAAGGACUACGGAAAAAUCAAGAUUCCUUCACCGAAAACUUACGGAGGUGAAGAUGAUAUUGAUGCCUUCGAGAACUGGCUGUACGGGUUCGUGUACUUUGCCCGAAUUAACGCGAUAGGAGGGUCAAAGACAGAUGCGUUCCUAGUUCAGCUGGUCGGAAAUUACCUCACUGGGAAAGCCCAGAGGUGGUACAUCGAGGACGUCGAGAGUGUCCAUCAACCAGCCUCUCGAGACGCCGAAGAGAGGUACCUCGCUGUCAAGUACAGUGCGAGGGAAGGCAUGCAAAGUUUCUUCACGGAACUUCGGCUGUGGGCUAGUCGUAUGCCCAAUAAGCCCAACCCUAUUGAUUUCAUGCACCAGAUGUUGUCUCAACUGCCCAAAGAAAUGAGAGACGACUUGAUUGAGAAGAGGCGCCUCAAGAAGAAGUACAACUACUCUGUGAAGGCGUCGAGACCUAGCCAAGUAGGGUCCAAGCCAGGUAUACAGGACUCUUGGAGAGCCGGAUACCACUACAAUCCGUCGAGUGGUCGCCUUGUGAGAGAUAACCAAGGCCGAAUUGGCGUUUAUCAGCCCUUAGAUCGAUUGGAAGGACGAAAGCGCGACAGCUACUCGAGGGAGCAGAGCUCAGGCUCGAAGAAUCGCGAUUCUCGAGACGAAAGGAGGCCGAGUUCGACCCAAGCAACUGCAGGAACAUCACUGAGGAAAGCUGGCGAUCCAAAGACGAAGGCAUCGUCCAACUCGCGCACCUGCUAUUCUUGUGGUCAAGUAGGCCACUAUGCAACGGACAAAGUAUGCCCGAACUUUGGACAACGCUCUAAGGGCCAGAACCGACUAAACGCAAUUGACGAGUCGGAGGAGACACAGCAGAGCGAGUCUGAAGAACAGAUAGCUCACAUAGACGAGUCAGAGGACGAUACUGGAGGGUAUGGUGCCCAGUAUGAGUCCGAAAUCGAGCAAGUGAGCGACUACGAGUUUGCGAGCGACCCAGAGUCCGAUUCCGAUCGCUUAAACGUCAUAGUAGAGGCCAGUAGCGACUCUGAAGAACCUGAUUUCUUUGGAGCGGUACGAACGAUUGAGGGGGAGCCUACGGCGAUGACUAGACCCUUCAAGAAACUUAAUGUAUCGCCCCAGGCAAUCGAACGUCCUGGGCGAAGGCCAGAGGAGAAGCGGUUCCUCAUUGCAAAAGUAUCCAUCUGUGGGCAGUCUGCUAUCACUAUGUUCGACAGUGGGAGCAGUACAGACUCGAUUAGACCAGCCUUUGCAAAGAAUUACAACUUGCCACCGGGAGCAUUCCCAUCUCGCAGCGAGGCGAGUAACUCCCAAUCGAGUCGAGCGUACUCGAAUACUCACCAAGUUAAACAAGAACCGGACAGCCCUGGGCACUUAGGAACCCCAGGAAACGGUGUGGCAGACCCUAGCGCCAUCAUCGUACCACCUGUAGGUGGUCCCCCAGAUCCGAACCUGACCAGUGCUGAACAGAGUCUGUUCAGGGCACAGCAGCCUAACGAAGACGACGAGAGCUAUCGUCGUCGAGUUAGCGCUAUUCGUCGACUGCGGUCACCACCGGACACCAAGUCGAACGAAGAAACCGUCACCACGACGGCCUCAACUGCCAAAGAUAAGGGCAAGAGACGCGACGAUGGUGGGUAUAACCCAGCGGUUAUCUCACCCCGGAUGGUCGCUGGACCGUCGAAUUACGGGUUUGGACAGUACGACCCGAACUACCGACCACCACCGCUCAUUCCCCCUUCAGGAUACCGCUUGCCCGACGUACACAUGGGAUUCGGAAUGUCGCCCGUCAUCGAGGACGACUCCGACUUCCCGUUGCUGUCAACCCCGCCUCGUGAGCGGGUGCGAGAGGAAGACGAAAUCCUCCAGCGCUUCCGAGAGGAUGAGAUUAGACAUGGCGAAAUACCUACGGUAGCCGAUCGCAAUGUACGUUGGCGUGUAGACGAGAAUGGGAAUAAAGUUGCCUACUACGAUGACCCAGCUGUCCGAGCACCACCCUCAGGAAACGCUCCGAGGGUGAAUAAGUCCACCAAACCACAUCUCCAAGGGAAAAACCACCCUCAUAACCGAACCCCCCAGAACCAGGGCGACGAAAUGAGGGGGAGGGCGCCCAACCAGCCGGUGAACUUACAGGGAACCACAUCACAGACCCACACUGGUGGUAUGGGUGAUAAUGCUACCCAGUACCAUCGGGAGCAGGGGCAACAGCACGUAUCCCAGUCUUACUCCUCCAGGAGGUCCCGUAGCCGAGAUACUACGUCAGAACAAAGGCCACAACCCGAUCCCCGAUGGAGCGAGACCCCAGCACUCCAGGAUCCCGCUAGAAGAGGUACAAGCGAACUGUUACUCAGAUGGCGGGAGCAAAGCCAAGUCCGCGAAAUGCAAAUGUUGACGAGCUUGCAAACCCAGUUUGAGGAAGUCGACGACCCAGUCGAUUCCGAAUGGCUGGCCGCAGCUAAAGAGAAGUACCGGGCAUUGAUUCAUGACGUCCUUAGUGAUGAAAUGAAUAUCCCUGAGGUGAUGAAGGACUACGGAAAAAUCAAGAUUCCUUCACCGAAAACUUACGGAGGUGAAGAUGAUAUUGAUGCCUUCGAGAACUGGCUGUACGGGUUCGUGUACUUUGCCCGAAUUAACGCGAUAGGAGGGUCAAAGACAGAUGCGUUCCUAGUUCAGCUGGUCGGAAAUUACCUCACUGGGAAAGCCCAGAGGUGGUACAUCGAGGACGUCGAGAGUGUCCAUCGUACCCGAAUGCAUUGGACAUUCCCAGACGUCAUAACCGAACUCUAUGCUCGUUUCGUGCAUGAACCAGCCUCUCGAGACGCCGAAGAGAGGUACCUCGCUGUCAAGUACAGUGCGAGGGAAGGCAUGCAAAGUUUCUUCACGGAACUUCGGCUGUGGGCUAGUCGUAUGCCCAAUAAGCCCAACCCUAUUGAUUUCAUGCACCAGAUGUUGUCUCAACUGCCCAAAGAAAUGAGAGACGACUUGAUUGAGAAGGGGUAUACCCCAGAGAACAACAAACGAAUCAAAGAUCUGGUUCAAGCUGGGAUUAACUACGAACAAUCUGAGCGCCUCAAGAAGAAGUACAACUACUCUGUGAAGGCGUCGAGACCUAGCCAAGUAGGGUCCAAGCCAGGUAUACAGGACUCUUGGAGAGCCGGAUACCACUACAAUCCGUCGAGUGGUCGCCUUGUGAGAGAUAACCAAGGCCGAAUUGGCGUUUAUCAGCCCUUAGAUCGAUUGGAAGGACGAAAGCGCGACAGCUACUCGAGGGAGCAGAGCUCAGGCUCGAAGAAUCGCGAUUCUCGAGACGAAAGGAGGCCGAGUUCGACCCAAGCAACUGCAGGAACAUCACUGAGGAAAGCUGGCGAUCCAAAGACGAAGGCAUCGUCCAACUCGCGCACCUGCUAUUCUUGUGGUCAAGUAGGCCACUAUGCAACGGACAAAGUAUGCCCGAACUUUGGACAACGCUCUAAGGGCCAGAACCGACUAAACGCAAUUGACGAGUCGGAGGAGACACAGCAGAGCGAGUCUGAAGAACAGAUAGCUCACAUAGACGAGUCAGAGGACGAUACUGGAGGGUAUGGUGCCCAGUAUGAGUCCGAAAUCGAGCAAAGGCCAGUAGCGACUCUGAAGAACCUGAUUUUCUUUGGAGCGGUACGAACGAUUGAGGGGGAGCCUACGGCGAUGACUAGACCCUUCAAGAAACUUAAUGUAUCGCCCCAGGCAAUCGAACGUCCUGGGCGAAGGCCAGAGGAGAAGCGGUUCCUCAUUGCAAAAGUAUCCAUCUGUGGGCAGUCUGCUAUCACUAUGUUCGACAGUGGGAGCAGUACAGACUCGAUUAGACCAGCCUUUGCAAAGGUACACGACAUACCUGUGCAUCCUCUGUCCAAGGAAUUGAAACUCCAGCUUGCGACUAUUGCUAGUCGAGCAAGUGUCAACUACGGCACCUGGGUUAACAUCAGCUACGGCUCAAUCAAGAAUUCGAAGGAGUACGUCGAUGUUGUUAACCUUGACCGGUACGACGCUGAUACGCCGAUUUUGCGGCUAGACUUCAAACUGAGCUCAAACGGCUCUAUUAGACUCGUCACAAGUGUCUACGUCUAG